GGCCCGCCUCCCCCAGUUGUGAUUCCACUCGUUCCUCUGCAGUGGCCUCCGCGUGAACCUCCCGAUCUGGCGCCGGCUCCCAAGGGUGCGGCGUGCGGGACGUGCCGGGAGCACCCCUGAGGCCCAGCAUGCAGGCCUUCCUGGCCCCAGGAGCACCACCAGGUGAAGGUGGAUGCCUGGCUUAGCCGCAUGCUUGCCCUAGUGACCUGAGAACGUGACUUGGCCGUGAAGGAGAAAGACCAGCUCCUGGGCAAACUGGAGAACCUAGAGCAGGUCCUGCAGCACAUGCGAGAGGCCGCGGGGCGGCGGCAGCAGCUGGAACUGGAGCAUGAGCAAGCCCUGGCCGUGCUCAAUGCCAAGCAGCAGGAGAUUGACCUUCUGCAGAGGGCUCAGGUUGAAGCUAAGAAAGAGCAUGAAGGCGCAGUGCAGUUGCUAGAGAGCAAGGUGAGGGAGCUGGAGGAGCAGUGCCGCGCGCAGAGUGAGCAGUUCAGCCUGCUGUCCCGAGACCUGGAGGCGCUGCGGAGGCAGGCCGGGAGGAUCGACCUGCUGGGCAGCCUCCCGCCGGCGCCCCUGGAAGUGCCUGCGCCCCCCGGCAAGCCCUUCCCGCGCUUCAUGAACGGACUUGCUGCCUCCAUCAGCAAAGGCCACGAGAGCACAGUGGGGGGCCACACUGUGAUCGGGGACCUCGUCCGGCCCCUCCCGCUCCCUGGAGACGACCCACUGUCUGCCAAGCCCACCUUUCUGUCCAGGUCCAGCAGCCCAAGAUGCAGAUUUGAAGCAGACAUGGACAAUGACCGGAGUCCCAGCAGCUCCAGGCAGAGAUACUCAGGGAAGGUCCACCUGUGUGUCGCCCGCUACAGCUACAACCCCUUCGAUGGGCCAAAUGAAAACCCGGAAGCCGAGCUGCCCCUCACGGCAGGGAAGUACCUCUACAUCUAUGGGGACAUGGACGAGGAUGGCUUCUAUGAAGCAGGUGAGCUCCUGGACGGACAGAGAGGCUUGGUACCGUCCAACUUCGUGGAUUUUGUCCAGGACAGCGAGUCCCGCUUGGCCAGCACGCUGGGGAGCGAGCAGGACCAGAACCUCAUCAACCACUCGGGGCUGGGCUUGGAGGGGGAGCGCAUCCUGGACCUGCACUCGCCCACGCACACGGACCUGGGUGCCCUUGACGCUGCGGGGACGCUGGAGGUGAGCCUUGACGACGCUGGAGAAGACAUCGUGCCUUACCCUCGGAAAAUCACCCUGAUCAAACAACUCGCCAAAAGUGUCAUUGUGGGCUGGGAGCCCCCGGCCGUGCCGCCGGGCUGGGGCGCCGUGAGCAGCUACACGGUGCUGGUGGACACGGAGCCCCGCCUGAGCCUGGCCCUGGGCGGCAGGACCAAGGCCCUGGUGGAGAAGCUCAACCUGGCGGCCUGCACCCACCGCAUCUCUGUGCAGUGCGUGACCAGCCAGGGCAGCUCGGACGAGCUGCGGUGCACGCUGCUGGUGGGCAGGGACGUGGCGGUGGCGCCCUCCCACCUGCGCGUGGACAACAUCACGCAGAUCUCUGCCCAGCUGUCCUGGCUGCCCACCAAUAGCAACUACAGCCACGUGAUCUUCCUCAACGAGGAGGAGCUGGACAUGGUCAAGGCCGCCAGGUACAAGUACCAGUUCUUCAAUCUCAGGCCCAACAUGGCCUACAAGGUCAAGGUCCUGGCCAAGCCCCAUCAGAUGCCCUGGCAGCUGCCCCUGGAGCAGAGGGAGAAGAAGGAGGCCUUCGUGGAGUUCUCCACGCUGCCCGCAGGUCCCCCGGCUCCCCCGCAGGACGUCACCGUGCAGGCUGGGACCACCCCCGCCACUGUCCUGGUCUCCUGGAAGCCGCCUGCCCUGACCGCCGCCGGCCUGUCCAACGGAGCCAGCGUAACCGGCUACGGGGUGUUUGCCAAAGGCCAGAGGGUGGCCGAGCUCAUCGCACCCACGGCGGACAGCACGGCCGUGGAGCUGGCCCGCCUGCACAGCCUGGACGCCAAGGCCCUGACCGUGCGGACCCUCUCUGCGCAGGGGGAGUCGGUGGACUCUGCCCUCGCCGCCAUCCCCCCCGACCUCCUGGUGCCUCCACCCCCCCACCCCAGAGCUGUGCCCACACCGAAGCCAUUAGCAAGUGCCGGAGCCCCGGAAACCAAAGACGAGCACCUGGGUCCCCACGUCAGAGCCGAUGAGGGCUGGGAGCAGGGCCGGGCGCCCCCUGCCCACGUGCGCAUGCUAGAGCCCCCCGCCGGCCCCGGGAGGCGCUCGCCCUCACCCAGCCGCAUCCUGCCGCAGCCGCAGGGGGCCCCCGUGUCCACCUCUGUCGCCAAGGCCAUGGCCCGGGAAGCCGCUCAGAGAGUGGCCGAGAGCAGCAGGUCAGAGAAAAGGAGUGUGUUCCUGGAGAGAAGCUCAGGGCGCUACGCCGACUCCGAUGAGGAGGACGGCUACUGCUCCCCAGAACCCCCACGUCGGGGAGCCUCAGUGGAUGACUUCCUGCGGGGCUCGGAGCUGGGCAAACAGCCACACUGCUGCCAUGGCGAUGAGCACCACACGGAGAGCAGCCGGGGCUCCGACCUCUCCGACAUCCUGGAGGAGGACGAGGAGGACCUGUACUCAGAGAUGCAGCUGGAGGACGGUGGGCGCCGGCGGCCCAGUGGCACGUCCCACAAUGCUCUCAAGGACUGCUCCCGGCCCUGGGGCCCCGACGGCACCUUCCUGGAGCAGCCCCAGCACAGCAAGAAGCUGUUCAGUAUCCCUGAGGUGGCCGAGGAGGACGGGGAGCCCUGGGAGUUCUGGCACAGAGCCAGCGCGGGGGGCGCGCCUCGGGUCGUAGGCGUGCGCAGGCCCACCCGGCCGGGCUGGGGAGAUGUGGCCCCACAGGGCUCCUGGCUGCCGGCCACGCCCAGGGCCCCAGGGGCGGGCCCCCACGCCGAGGACCCCCUGCUGGAAGACAGGAGCUGCCGCUUCGGCCGCUGGGCCACCCGGAGCCCGGACAGUGGCCUGGACUGUGGCAGCGAAGAGGAGGAGUCACGCUUUAGUUUCCGGCGCCCGGCCUCGCUGUGCGGCCCGGGCCCGGGGCCCUGUCCCUGCCGGAGGGGCCUGCGGCCUCUGCUGGCCCGGCGGCGCACACUGACCCGGCAGAGCAGCAUUGAAGAGGACUUUGGGGAGCCGGGGGGCCCCGGCGACGUCAUCAGGAGCGAUGACGCCCAGCCCAGCCCCGAGAGACCCGCCCCCGGGAAGGAUGGCUGGGAAGAGCCCCCCGGGCCCGGAGCUGUCCGGGAGGCGUGGAAGAAAGGCGACCGAGCGCCGGGCCGCAGGGCCGCGGGCUGCGCCGCCCCGCCCCCCGCCUGGGCGGCGGAAGGCCCUGGGAUCCUUGGGAACCCGGCAUCGGCCGGCCGGCCGGACAGGAUGGACCCCGUGGGCCGGAGGCUCUCCCAUGGCGGCAUGGGUGCCCAGCGGUCCCGGCCGGCGGCUGGCCCGGCCAUUGAUGACUACGGCGGGCGGGAGAGGCUCUCUCCAGACUUCUACGAGGAGUCAGACACCGACCCUGGAGCUGAGGAGCUGCCUGCCCGGGUCUUCGUGGCUCUUUUUGAUUAUGACCCACUCACCAUGUCUCCGAACCCUGAUGCUGCGGAAGAGGAGCUCCCUUUUAAAGAAGGACAGGUCAUCAAGGUUUACGGGGAUAAAGACGCGGACGGGUUCUACCGCGGGGAGACGUGCGCGCGGCUGGGCCUCAUCCCCUGUAACAUGGUCUCCGAGAUCCAAGCGGACGACGAGGAGAUGGUGGGCCAGCUCCUCAGACAGGGCUUCCUCCCUCUCAACACGCCGGUGGAGAAAAUAGAGCGUAGGCGAGGCGGCCGGCGGCACUCGGCGUCCACGGGGAGGAUGGUGGCCCUGUACGACUACGACCCCCGGGAGAGCUCGCCCAAUGUGGACGUCGAGGCUGAGCUGACGUUUUGCACAGGAGAUAUUAUUACUGUUUUUGGAGACAUUGAUGAAGAUGGGUUUUAUUAUGGGGAGCUGAACGGGCAAAAAGGCCUCGUGCCCUCCAACUUCCUAGAAGAAGUGCCUGACGACGUGGAGGUCUACCUGUCGGACGCCCCCUCCCACUGCUCCCAGGACACGCCUGUGCGCACCAAGGCCAAAAGGGUUCCUCCUGAGGGUUCAGGUACAGCAAGGAGCGCGCCACCCCCCACAGUCCAUCUCCAUUCGGGGUCACCUACGUCAUCUAUGGGUACUGGGAGUCCCGGGAGAGGCAGGGAAAUGUCCUCGAGAAAGAAAAAGGGGCUGCUUUCCAAAGGCAAGAAACUGCUGAAAAGGCUGGGCGCGGUGAAAUGACCCCUGCGCUCCGGACAACCUCCAAACCCAUGUCGUUUUCUUUAAUCCCAAACUAGGGCUUUCAUGACUCAAGUACUUCCUAAAAACCACUCUUCUCCCCUGACACCAGUAGAGAAAUGCACUUUGCACGCCGCCCGCUCGGCCGCGGCAAGGACGGAGCUGUGCGCUCCCGUCUGUGGCCAGGCGCCUGUUGCCCGGGCCGGGAGGCGCGUCUCGGCUCGUGGGGCCCGCGGCUCUCGGGCUCGCCCCUGCCCGGGCUGCCAGUCUCUGUGUGUUUGUCAUCUGCCCCUAAAGGAAUGAUUUCAGCUCCUCCCUCCUCCAAACGCUUGCCUCACGUAACUGACUGCUCUCGGACUCCCAGCCCAGCGCCCGGUGUCUGCCUUACGAUGCACAUGGUCUGUACGUCAAUAAAGCCGCAGUGUGUACUUGUGUGUGUCGUGUCCACCCUGCCCCUGCCUGCACAGCCCCCGCCGACGCGGCCGGGCCCAGACGCUGGGCUCCACUCGCACAGCCAGCCAGGCCACACACACCCCCACCGCCCACACACACUUGACUCAAAUUAUUCAAAACAGAAGAGAAAGUACUGUGGUUGGAUCAAGUACGGCUCCUCCUCCCUGCAGAGCCCCAGUCGCCAUUUGUUACGCUGGGGCCGCCGCCUCAGUGCCCCUGCGAGCCCUGGGGUGACACACACAGGCAGGGCAGCCCCCCACACUCCCACCCCGCGGCCCUUGGGCUGGAGCCUGGCAGGGCUGCCGGCGGGGCCUCCAUGGCUCCUUUUGUAACUGUUCACUUGUAAAUUGUUUUUACUCUUUAUACACUUUCCAGACUGCCUUUCUUUUGUAACUUAUGGUUUAUACGAGUGACCAGGCCUCCUCCGGGUCUCAGAAACCGCGCUGUGUGGGGCGUGGCGCUGUGGUGGGCCAGGCCGGAGAUGGGCCCGGACUGUGCGGUGUGUGCUUGUGCACAGCAGUGU
Condylura cristata (star-nosed mole) is the source of this 5317-nucleotide messenger RNA. RefSeq names its product RIMS binding protein 2 (gene RIMBP2). Gene Ontology annotation, biological process: neuromuscular synaptic transmission. The coding region runs from base 286 to 4344 and encodes 1352 amino acids. The record is from RefSeq and is a predicted model, not a curated record. Gene Ontology annotation, molecular function: protein binding. Lineage: Eukaryota; Metazoa; Chordata; Mammalia; Eulipotyphla; Talpidae. The transcript is spliced from 22 exons.